GCGGCGGCGGGGAAGGCUUCCAGGGUGGGACCCCAAAAUGGCGGAUGCCCUCCAACCCGGAAGUGAAACCCAUCCUUGGCCACAGAGAGGCGUCUGUCUCCAGAAAUGGCGGCUUGGCGUUGAAGUAUCUGUCUUUCCCUCUUCUCCGCCUGACAGAACGAGGAAGAAGCCGCCAUGCCGACUGUGGUGGUGAUGGACGUCUCCCUCUCCAUGACGCGGCCAGUCUCCGUUGAGGGCUCCGAGGAGUAUCAGCGGAAACACCUCGCGGCCCACGGCCUGACCAUGCUCUUUGAACACAUGGCUACCAACUACAAACUAGAAUUUACCGCUUUGAUCGUGUUUUCCUCACUCUGGGAACUGAUGGUUCCCUUCACAAGAGACUACAACACUCUCCAGGAAGCCUUGAGUAAUAUGGACGACUAUGACAAAACAUGCCUGGAGUCAGCUCUGCUUGGGGUGUGCAACACUGUGCAACAGGAAUGGGGAGCUGCCAUUCCUUGCCAGGUUGUCCUAGUCACUGAUGGGAGCUUAGGCAUUGGCAGGGGCUCCCUCCGCCACUCUUUGGCUACUCUCAGCCAGCGAAAUGAAAGCAACCGUUUCCCAUUGCCUUUUCCAUUCCCAUCAAAGCUGUAUGUCAUGUGCAUGGCCAAUCUAGAGGAGCUCCAGAGCACAGAUUCCUUAGACUGUCUUGAACGUCUUAUAGACUUAAACAAUGGGGAAGGACAGAUUUUUACUAUCGAUGGACCUCUUUGCUUGAAGAAUGUACAGUCCAUGUUUGGGAAGCUAAUAGAUGUAGCCUAUACACCCUUCCAUGCUGUUCUGAAAUGUGGCCGCUUGUCUUCAGAUGUGCAAGCCUUUCCAAGGCCAGAGCCCUUUGUGGUAGAUGAGGAAAUUGAUCCAAUUCCUAAAACAAUUAAUACAGAUCUGGAAAUAGUUGGCUUCAUUGACAUAGCUGAUAUCUCCAGCCCCCCGGUCCUGUCUCGGCAUUUGGUAUUACCCAUUGCUCUCAACAAAGAAGGUGAUGAAGUGGGCCCAGGGAUUGCAGAUGAUGUCGAAGAUGAGAAUUCGGCUAACCAGAUAGCGGGCAAGAUCCCCAACUUCUGUGUGUUGCUGCAUGGGAGUCUGAAAGUGGAAGGCAUGGUGGCCAUUGUUCAGUUAGGGCCUGAAUGGUAUGGGAUGCUUUAUUCUCAAGCAGACAGCAAGAAGAAGUCAAAUCUGAUGAUGUCUCUCUUUGAGCCAGGACCAGAGCCUCUCCCGUGGCUGGGGAAGAUGGCCCAACUUGGCCCCAUCUCAGAUGCUAAGGAGAACCCAUAUGGUGACGAUGACAACAAGAGUCCCUUUCCCUUGCAACCCAAGAAUAAACGCAGCUACGCACAGAAUGUAACUGUGUGGAUUAAACCAAAUGGCCUCCAGACAGAUGUACAGAAGAUACUUAGAAAUGCAAGAAAGCUUCCUGAAAAGACACAGACCUUUUACAAGGAACUGAAUCGCUUACGAAAGGCGGCCUUAGCCUUUGGAUUUUUGGAUCUCCUGAAAGGUGUGGCAGACAUCCUCGAGAGGGAAUGCACUCUUCUUCCCGACACCGCACACCCCGAUGCCGCCUUCCAGCUGACGCAUGCAGCUCAGCAGCUCAAAAUGGCAAGCACUGGCAACUCAGAAUAUGCGACGUAUGACCACAACAUCACACCGCUGCAGACUGACUUCUCUGGCAGUGGGACCGAGCGGAUGUGAGGCCCUUCAGUUGCCAAGCCCUCCCUCUAAAGACUUGACUUGUCCAUCCCCAUCCCCAUGCUUGCUCAAUGAGAUUGGACUGGACUUUCUCAUUAAAUUUUACUACAGUUUGUA
Sceloporus undulatus (fence lizard) is the source of this 1845-nucleotide messenger RNA. It is a transcript of the gene INTS14, whose product is annotated as integrator complex subunit 14. Gene Ontology annotation, cellular component: integrator complex. Gene Ontology annotation, biological process: snRNA 3'-end processing. The coding region runs from base 175 to 1731 and encodes 518 amino acids. The transcript is spliced from 12 exons. The record is from RefSeq and is a predicted model, not a curated record. NCBI's taxonomy places the organism in Eukaryota, Metazoa, Chordata, Lepidosauria, Squamata, Phrynosomatidae.